Paramecium octaurelia is the source of this 165-nucleotide messenger RNA. Lineage: Eukaryota; Ciliophora; Oligohymenophorea; Peniculida; Parameciidae. The record is from the annotation of a GenBank genome assembly.
AUGGUCUAAUAUUCUUUAAGUACAUUAAGUUCUCAAAGGCUUGUAAUUUAGAGUGAUUAUUGUCAAUUUUAAGUGACUAUUAUUACAAAGGGAGAAUUGAAUAAGUAAUAAACAGAACUGAAUUAAAAAAGAAUAUAAAUUAUCAAUAUCAUGAAAUUUUAUUGA